This is a messenger RNA of Mauremys mutica (yellowpond turtle), 647 nucleotides long. RefSeq names its product serine protease inhibitor Kazal-type 6-like. Bases 236 to 622 code for a protein of 128 amino acids. The record is from RefSeq and is a predicted model, not a curated record. The transcript is spliced from 4 exons. Gene Ontology annotation, molecular function: protein binding; serine-type endopeptidase inhibitor activity. NCBI's taxonomy places the organism in Eukaryota, Metazoa, Chordata, Testudines, Geoemydidae.
GUGUUCUGCACUCGCAGUCAUGACAAUCAGGAAUAUCCGGGUUUGGGUGCCCAUGUGCCCCAUGGUGAGCACUCAGCCCACAUAACUACUCCAUUAUUCACCCAAUCAAGGGUGUGACUUGUAACCUCCUCACUCUGAUCCCGGAAACUUCUUGUGGAGGAAACAUUGUUCACAGCUUGGCGUUCCCCUUGAGAGCUUUGCUUCCGGUUGCCGGAGUUGUGCGUGACUAUUUAGGAUGAUGUCACAUCUCCGACACCCUAUAUAUAGUGGGGCUCUGUCUGUGGGGUUUACUGAGGGAGCAGAGCACCAAGAGCCCAGUGCAGACCGGACAGACGCCUCCGCCAUGAAGAUAACAGGGGCCGUUCUGCUCUUCGCUCUGGCACUUUGCUGCUUCUACUCGGAUGCUGCUGGCCAGGCUGGUACGGGUUUCUGCAGCGAGUACAAGGAGCCUCCAGAAGCCUGCACCAGGGAGUACUUCCCUAUCUGUGGCACUGAUGGCAACACAUAUGGAAACAAAUGUGAAUUUUGUUCAGCAGUCUAUAAAUACCUUGGAAGUCUUUGCUUUAAGCAUUAUGGAGAAUGCAAGUCGCACGAUGAGGCCAAGCAAAGAGAAGACCUUUAGCACUCAGUUCCCACUAGCAGAUCCC